GCGGCGGCGGGCGAGCGGGCGCUGGAGUAGGAGCAGGAGAGCGGCGCGGCCGGGGAAGGAAGCCGGGGCGAGGCGAGGAGGUGGCGGGAGGAGGAGACAGCAGGGACAGGUGUCAGCUAAAGGAGGGCUCUCCUCGGCUGCCGAGGCAUCAUGGCCGCUAAGUCAGACGGGAGGCUGAAGAUGAAGAAGAGCAGCGACGUGGCGUUCACCCCGCUGCAGAACUCGGACAAUUCGGGCUCGGUGCAAGGACUGGCUCCAGGCUUGCCGUCGGGGUCCGUAGCCGAGGACACGGAGGCGGCCGGAGGCGGCUGCUGUCCGGACGGCGGCGGCUGCUCGCGCUGCUGCUGCUGCUGCGCGGGGAGCGGCGGCUCGGCGGGCUCGGGCGGCUCCAGCGGCGGCGGCCCGGGCGGUGGGGCGGGCUCGGCGGCGCUGUGCCUGCGCCUGGGCAGGGAGCAGCGGCGCUACUCGCUGUGGGACUGCCUCUGGAUCCUGGCCGCCGUGGCCGUGUACUUCGCGGAUGUAGGAACGGACAUCUGGCUUGCCGUGGACUACUACCUGCGCGGUCAGCGCUGGUGGUUUGGGCUCACCCUCUUCUUCGUAGUGCUGGGCUCGCUCUCUGUGCAAGUGUUCAGCUUCCGCUGGUUUGUGCACGAUUUCAGCACCGAGGACGGCGCCACGACCACAGCCUCCAGCUGCCAGCAACCAGGAGCCGAUUGCAAAACGGUGGUCAGCAGUGGGUCUGCAGUUGGGGAAGGCGAGGCUCGUCCUUCCACGCCGCAGAGGCAAGCAUCCAACGCCAGCAAGAGCAACAUCGCCGCCACCAACAGCGGCAGCAACAGCAACGGGGCCACCCGGACCAGCGGCAAACACAGGUCUGCGUCCUGUUCCUUCUGCAUCUGGCUCCUGCAGUCACUCAUCCACAUCUUGCAGCUCGGGCAGAUCUGGAGGUAUUUACACACAAUAUACUUAGGUAUCCGGAGCCGGCAGAGCGGAGAGAGCGGCAGGUGGCGGUUUUACUGGAAGAUGGUGUACGAGUAUGCAGAUGUGAGCAUGCUGCACCUGCUAGCCACCUUUCUGGAAAGUGCACCACAACUGGUCCUGCAGCUCUGCAUUAUUGUACAGACUCACAGCUUACAGGCCCUCCAAGGUUUCACAGCAGCAGCCUCCCUUGUGUCCUUGGCUUGGGCCCUAGCCUCCUACCAGAAGGCUCUUCGGGACUCCCGGGAUGACAAAAAACCCAUCAGUUACAUGGCCGUCAUCAUCCAGUUCUGCUGGCAUUUCUUCACCAUCGCUGCCAGGGUCAUCACAUUUGCCCUCUUUGCCUCCGUUUUCCAGCUGUAUUUUGGGAUAUUCAUUGUCCUCCACUGGUGCAUCAUGACCUUCUGGAUUGUUCACUGUGAGACAGAAUUCUGUAUCACCAAAUGGGAAGAGAUUGUGUUUGACAUGGUGGUGGGCAUCAUCUACAUCUUCAGUUGGUUCAAUGUCAAGGAAGGAAGGACACGCUGCAGGCUGUUCAUUUACUAUUUUGUAAUCCUUUUGGAAAAUACAGCCUUGAGUGCACUCUGGUACCUCUACAAAGCCCCCCAGAUUGCGGAUGCAUUUGCUAUCCCUGCAUUGUGUGUUGUUUUCAGCAGCUUUUUAACAGGUGUUGUUUUUAUGCUGAUGUACUAUGCCUUCUUCCAUCCCAAUGGGCCCAGAUUUGGGCAGUCACCAAGUUGUGCUUGUGAUGACCCUGCCACUGCCUUCUCUCUGCCUCCAGAAGUGGCCACAAGCACACUGCGGUCCAUCUCCAACAACCGCAGUGUUGCUGGUGACCGAGAUCAGAAAUUUGCAGAACGGGAUGGAUGUGUACCUGUGUUUCAGGUGAGACCAACUGCACCACCUACCCCAUCAUCUCGACCACCUCGGAUUGAAGAAUCAGUCAUUAAAAUUGAUCUGUUCAGAAAUAGAUAUCCAGCAUGGGAGAGACAUGUGUUGGACCGAAGCCUGAGAAAGGCCAUUUUAGCCUUUGAAUGUUCCCCAUCUCCUCCAAGACUGCAGUACAAAGACGAUGCUCUUAUUCAGGAGAGGCUGGAAUAUGAAACCACUUUAUAAAACACAAGGAGCCACAAUGUCCACAUGAAGGGGUGACAGCAGGGCUGUGGCAAUAAUGACACCUUAUCCAAGAGUAGGGCAAUGAGCUAUAUGUUCUUAGUCCAAACAUUGUCAUGAUAUGGUUUGAUCUUCCAUCAGCUGACUGCCUGCUGCUGGUGUCCAUUCAAGCCAGCAGUGCUGAGAGUCUCUUACUCUGUCUAAAGGGGCAAUGUUAGCUUAGUAUGACUGUUGCUACAAACUCCUCUAGCACAGACUUGGGGCACAUUUACUGGAGGAUAACAUUAUUGUGAAAAAUGCUGCCUCUAAUCAUAAGGGUGUUUUGAUGACGUUUACUAAUUUUUUGCAUAAUUAUGUUCACACACCACCACCACCACCCCUUUAUCAAAGGAGUUAAAGUGGGGAUGGAGAGAUGACUCAGUAGUUAAGAGCACUGACUGCUCUUGAAAAGAACCCAGGCUUGAACCCCAGCAUCCAUUUGGUAGUUCACUUCAAUUCUAAUUCCAGAAGAUCUAAUGCCCAUUUUUGGCCUCCUCAGGCACUGCACACACAUGGUGCACAGACAUAUAUGCAGGCAAAUACUCAUACACAUAAAAUAAAAAUAAAUCUCAUAGAAAAAAAGCUUAGGUGAUUUCCUUGAAGCAAAGCUCACAACAGACUCCAGGAAGAAGGCAGCACGCUUGGAAUGAUUCUGUAAACUGUUCUCUCCUUUGCAAACAAGUAGCAUCAAUAACAAAGCCUGUGCAGUGGACAGCAAGACUCAAGUGUUUACACUCGUACUAGCACUGAUGGGAUGAUUCUUUUUCUACACAUUUCAGGAUUUGUUUUUUUACUUUUAGGUUUUGCAGAUGAGAACAUUCUUUAUGACAGAAAUCCUAUGCAGCACAUGUAUGGCUUUUGAUGAGACCAAGGAGCUGAAUAUCCAUGAUGUAAAUUAAAUGAUAAUCAUGAUUCAGUAUUUAUUUGCAAAAAUACAAUUUAUAUAUAAAGAACCACUGGGGGAGGGACAGAAUGAGAAUCAGAUUCUCAGGUGUGUGCAGCUCAUAUUGGAAUGCACCCACAGAGCCAUGGGAGAGGAAAGGGGGCUGUUUUAGGUCUGUUUCCAGGUGCAGAAUGAGCAUGGGUCAGCAGGUGUGAUUCUGGAAACCACAUGCCACAUCUUUCUAGUGCCAAACUUUGUCCAAUCACAGAACUGAUAUGGAAUCCCCAAAAACUGAGAAUAAGAGGUGUCCCAAAAUACACAAGAGAAGAAUAAUCAGGUUCUCUGCUAUACACAGACUUACUCUCUUCCCAUCCAAGGUCAAAGUGAUGCGUCUACGAGAGACUUUGGGACACCUCUUAGCAAAUGAGAGCAUACAGAUGCAAUUUGUAUGCUACAAAAAAAAAAAACAAAAAACCAACUGCCUGGACUGCUUGAGGGCUUAUCAUUCCAUCAGCUAAGAUUUGUAUUUGAAUCAUCUGUAAAGUCGUGCUCUUACAAGCUUCUGAGUUUUAAAUACCUCCAUACAGCAAGUAAACAUACCCGCUUUCUGUUCUCCUCGGUGUCCUUGGUCAUGGUGCUUUUUGUUGCAUUAAAAGUGCCGGUCAAACUUU
Grammomys surdaster is the source of this 3684-nucleotide messenger RNA. RefSeq names its product XK related 4 (gene Xkr4). Gene Ontology annotation, biological process: engulfment of apoptotic cell; phosphatidylserine exposure on apoptotic cell surface; apoptotic process involved in development. Lineage: Eukaryota; Metazoa; Chordata; Mammalia; Rodentia; Muridae. Gene Ontology annotation, cellular component: plasma membrane. The coding region runs from base 151 to 2094 and encodes 647 amino acids. The record is from RefSeq and is a predicted model, not a curated record. The transcript is spliced from 3 exons.